This is a messenger RNA of Lodderomyces margitis, 1083 nucleotides long. RefSeq names its product uroporphyrinogen decarboxylase. Gene Ontology annotation, molecular function: uroporphyrinogen decarboxylase activity. Gene Ontology annotation, biological process: heme biosynthetic process. The record is from RefSeq and is a predicted model, not a curated record. Bases 1 to 1083 code for a protein of 360 amino acids. Gene Ontology annotation, cellular component: cytosol. Lineage: Eukaryota; Fungi; Ascomycota; Pichiomycetes; Serinales; Debaryomycetaceae. The transcript has a single exon.
AUGCCAAAGUUUGCCCCUUUAAAGAAUGAUUUGAUUUUAAGAGCAGCCAAGGGCGAAGAAGUCGAAAGGCCGCCUGUUUGGAUCAUGCGUCAAGCUGGUAGAUACUUACCCGAGUACCACGAAGUGAAAGGAGAGAAGGACUUUUUCCAAGCUUGCCAAGACGCCGAGACCGCCUCUGCAAUCACAAUUCAGCCCGUUGACCACUUUGAUGGACUUAUUGAUGCAGCUAUUAUCUUCAGUGAUAUAUUGGUAAUUCCCCAGGCCAUGGGAUUCGAAAUAAAUAUGGUUGAAGGGAAAGGUCCGGUUUUUGCAGAGCCUUUGAGACAUCCAGAAGAUUUGUCCAAAAUUGACCUUAAUCCGGACGUGAAACUGAAACUAGACUGGGCAUACAAAGCUAUUACCUUGACAAGGGUCAAGUUGAAUGGAAGAGUGCCACUUUUAGGUUUUGUCGGGGCCCCUUGGACAUUGUUGGUGUACAUGACCGAAGGACAAGGGUCAAAGAUGUUCAGGUUCGCCAAGCAGUGGAUCUAUGAGUUCCCUGAGGCUUCACACAGGUUAUUACAGGCAACUUGCGAUGCUUGCAUUGAAUUUUUGGCCCAGCAAGUUGUCGCAGGAGCUCAAAUGUUGCAAAUAUUUGAAUCGUGGGCGGGGGAAUUGGGACCUGAUGACUUUAAUACAUUUUGCUUGCCAUAUUUAAGAGAAAUUGCAGCCAAAUUACCUCUAAGAUUGAAGGAGUUGGGAGUAGAGGAAAAAAUACCGUUGACUGUAUUUGCAAAAGGUGCUUGGUAUGCGUUGGACGAUUUAUGUGACUCCGGGUACGACUGUGUUUCUCUCGAUUGGCUAUUUGACCCAACAGCAGCUCGAAAAAUAGUAGGAGACAGAAGGAUAACCUUGCAAGGUAACUUGGAUCCAGGGGUCAUGUAUGGCACCGAUGAAUUAAUUGAAGAAAAGGUCAAACAAAUGAUUGAAAAGUUCGGGGUUAAGAACUACAUCAUAAACUUUGGACAUGGAACUCACCCGUUCAUGAAGCCUGAAAAGAUUGGCCAUUUUUUGAAACAGUGUCAUAAAUAUGGAUCUAAGUAG